AUGGAUGCCGGCACACAACUGGAGCAAUUCGACUACGACUACCCGAGCAACCGACCAGUGUUCGUCUCCGAGUCGGCCAGCUUCAGCGUCAAGGAAGGCGACUCCAUUGUGUUGCCCUGCCAAACCAGCGACCUAGGGCCGUACCCGGUGGUCUGGCGGAAGGGGAACCGCGUCAUCAGCGCCGGCCCCACCAUCACCGCCAUCGAGAGGCGCUUCCGGCUGGUGCAGGGCCACAGCCUGCAGAUCGAUCGCGUGCGCGUGCGCGACGCCGGCACCUUCGUCUGCUCCGUCUCCACCGACCCCGUCACCGAGCUCACCCACCAGCUGGACGUGAUGUACGGGCCGACAGUGCAGACGAUUCCAGAGUCCGGCAUGGUGGUGGCCCAGAAAGGCUCAGAAGAGACGCUCGAGUGCUCGGCGCGUGGAAAACCGCAGCCGCAGGUCGUGUGGAGGAAGCAGACCGGCCUCCUGCCGACCGGCGAGAAGACGAGGCUGGGCAACCGCUACACAGUUUCGCAAAUCAGCCGGCAGAUGGCAGGCGUGUACGAGUGCGUGGCCGACAACGGGCUGGGCCAGACAGCCGUUGGCCGGAUCAGUCUCCAGGUCCAGUACCCGCCGGAGGUGGAGGUGGAGCGGAGCACAGUGUACACCGGUGAGGGCUACGCCGUCAAGCUGGCCUGCUUCGUGUACGCCGACCCACCGGCCAAGGUGGUCUGGGCCCGCGACGGCUCGCCGCUCGAUGCGGCCCGUCACGUGCCCUCCGACGACGUCGCCAUGGGUACGCGACACACGCUGACCGAUCCGCCGCGUGCGCCCGGACGACUUCACCACCUACUCCUGCCAGGCGUCCAACAGCCUCGGCGCCAUGAAACGGCGCAUGAUCGUCACCGGGGUGGCCGACCGAGUGCGGGUGACGAGCGCUCCGGUCGGAUCGGCACCCGACGUGUACGACCUCUCCUGGCGCGUAGAGAGCUACUCUCCCAUCAACGAGUACAAGGUCGCCUACCGGAGGAGCAAGUACAACGCCUCUUCGACCACGCCCUCGGGCUGGAAGGAGGUGAUCGUGCCGACCACGGGCACGGAGCCGACCAACGAGGUGCAGUACCACCAGCGGAUCGAACUGCGGCACCUGCAGCCCGCUGCCGGAUACGACCUCUACAUCCAGGCGCGCAACGGCCACGGCUGGAGCGCCGUCUCUGACAUGUUCCACUUCUCCACGCUCUCCAAGGGCGAAGCGCUGGAGUCUCGGAUAGCGGGCACAGCCGGGACGGCCGUGCGUCGGUUACACCCGUUCUUGGCGGCCGUGCUCG
This is a messenger RNA of Pollicipes pollicipes, 1310 nucleotides long. Its product is annotated as lachesin. The transcript is spliced from 10 exons. The record is from RefSeq and is a predicted model, not a curated record. Lineage: Eukaryota; Metazoa; Arthropoda; Thecostraca; Pollicipedomorpha; Pollicipedidae. The coding region runs from base 1 to 1200 and encodes 399 amino acids. Gene Ontology annotation, biological process: cell-cell adhesion. Gene Ontology annotation, molecular function: cell adhesion molecule binding. Gene Ontology annotation, cellular component: plasma membrane; cell-cell junction.